AUGGUGACACACAACUUGCCACUCCAGGGAUUGGCCAACGGUGUGAUGGCUCGUUUGAUUCGCUACUCUCGGGAAUAUGUGGUGCUCGAAAGACUGGAUAACCGGAAAACUGUGUACCUGGAUCGUAAAUUGUUCACGAAUGGCCAACGAUAUUGGCACCAGUUUCCGGUGGUCAUGUCGGAAGCAAUAACUGUGCACAAGAGCCAAGGAAUGACAUUCGAUGGAGUGGUGGUCGUCACAGAAGGAAUGAAUCGCUGGAGCGCGUUCCCUGGAGACAUCACGGAUCGUUGA
Messenger RNA from Caenorhabditis remanei, 291 nucleotides. RefSeq lists its product as uncharacterized. The record is from RefSeq and is a predicted model, not a curated record. NCBI's taxonomy places the organism in Eukaryota, Metazoa, Nematoda, Chromadorea, Rhabditida, Rhabditidae. The coding region runs from base 1 to 291 and encodes 96 amino acids. The transcript has 2 exons.